This is a messenger RNA of Haliotis rubra (blacklip abalone), 1085 nucleotides long. RefSeq lists its product as uncharacterized. The transcript is spliced from 7 exons. Bases 152 to 1027 code for a protein of 291 amino acids. The record is from RefSeq and is a predicted model, not a curated record. NCBI's taxonomy places the organism in Eukaryota, Metazoa, Mollusca, Gastropoda, Lepetellida, Haliotidae.
GAUCUCGGAGAUUUUGCUCCGUCAGACGGGAGGAGGAGAAACUCAAGAAACGACUAGAGAAGAUAGAGCUGGACAGGAGCAAGUCCCCCUCCAGGGGUUACCUGGACCAGGUGAGGAAAAACGAAGGUCGGCCUCAGGUCGCGACAGAUCUAUGUCCAUCCAGGACGGAGUGGAGCCGACAAGCCGAAGUGGCAGCCACAUACCAGGGGGCAGAAAGCGACGAGAGAGUCUCCCUGGGACCGGGACCCCGCGGCCAGCACCUGGGGCGGGGAGACAGAGAGCUAUGUCCCUGUCGGUGGGGCAACAAGAGGAACUGCUGUCCAAGAAAAGCGUUACAUUCGAUGGUAAAAGUAAUGACUUCGUACCAUGCAUCAUGGUCACCGAAGACGAUGGGUCCCGAGACAGUUUAACCAGAGAUUCGUCUCAUAAGGCUGGUAAACGGGAACGCAAACACGCUUCGGGCACGAGCGGGGGUCACGAGCACAUUCACGAUCUGUAUGAUAUGGCGAUCCAGACAGUGGCGUCCAGUAAAGAUAUGGAGUUUGGAACUUCGUCGGGCAUUCCAGAGAAACAGAAAAUACAUUCAAGUUCUGAUAUGCGCAAUCGACGUCCAUCUCUCGGAUCGAAUUCGCACAUAGCUUCUGCACCCGCUAGCAAAGCAACCCUGGAUCUGAAGGCGUUGAAGGAACUGGAGGAGAUCCUUAAAGAUUCUCGGUUAUACACUACCAAGAAGUGUCGGCAGCUGGACGCAGGUAACGAGAGCUCGAUCAUGAGACAACAGAAGAAGCGCAUGAUUCAGCUGGAGCAGCUCCUCAGCUCCCUGAAGAUAGGCCAGAAGAAGGAGAUCCCUCCCGUGGAACUAGACCCCAUGGAGGUCCUCAACUGCUCCUACCUCCGACUGUCAAAGAACAACAUUGAGUCCCUGGAGAGGAUGGUGAGGGAGUCGGGGAGGGACCCGGGCAUCCACGCGCACAGUGACGUCACCGAUUUCGAACUGUUCGAAAAGCCCAAAGAUUCAACAACAUAACGCGUUGUUGAUUGUUUUUCUUCUAGGAAAAAUAAACAAUCAGCUCAUUAUUUGGAAA